Molecule: messenger RNA, 2131 nt
Organism: Nicotiana attenuata
Lineage: Eukaryota; Viridiplantae; Streptophyta; Magnoliopsida; Solanales; Solanaceae
Product: adenylosuccinate synthetase, chloroplastic-like
Exons: 4
Coding region: 138-1652 (504 amino acids)
Biological process (GO): 'de novo' AMP biosynthetic process; IMP metabolic process
Cellular component (GO): cytoplasm
Molecular function (GO): adenylosuccinate synthase activity; GTP binding
Source: RefSeq, a predicted model, not a curated record
UACAUACAUUUUAAAUAUUUCCGUUCCCCGUUUCGUAAUUUAUUUCUCAAAAAGUAAUAUCUUUUCUCCCCUAACUAAACCCUCAAAACGCUUCUCUUUCAAUUUCGCCACCCACCCAUCCCACCCCCUUGACCACCAUGAAUCUCUCAACCCUCAGGGUGGGCCCUACCCCAAUCACUUCUACGGCAGCUACUCACCGGAGUGGGGCCCUGGGUUUUAGUGGGACCUACAAUUGUAGGCUGCUGCAGGUCCACCAAAGGAAGAGAACUUCUUCUUAUUCCUCCUUUGUUGUUUGCUCCGCGAAGCCGGUUGCUCCGCCGUCGGCGGCGGUGGUGGAGUCGAAGGAGUCGGAACUGAGUCGGAUUGAGUCGCUGAGUCAGGUGUCGGGCGUGUUGGGUUGCCAGUGGGGCGAUGAAGGGAAAGGAAAGCUCGUUGAUAUUUUGGCCAAGCAUUUCGAUAUUGUUGCUCGCUGUCAGGGUGGAGCCAAUGCUGGGCACACUAUUUACAAUUCAGAGGGAAAGAAGUUUGCUCUUCACCUUGUUCCUUCGGGUAUUCUGAAUGAGGAAACUCUAUGUGUUAUUGGUAAUGGAGUUGUGGUGCAUCUACCAGGAUUAUUUAAAGAAAUUGAUGGCCUUGAAUCUAAUGGAGUUUCUUGUCAAGGAAGGAUCUUGGUAUCUGAUCGUGCUCACUUAUUAUUUGAUUUUCACCAAGAAGUAGAUGGGCUUAGAGAAGCUGAGCUAGCUAAAUCCUUUAUUGGCACCACGAAGAGAGGCAUUGGGCCUUGCUAUUCAAGCAAGGUCAUCCGAAAUGGCAUAAGAGUAAGUGAUUUAAGGCAUAUGGAUACUUUCCCCCAGAAGCUUGAUCUUUUACUAUCCGAUGCAGCUUCAAGGUUCAAAGGUUUUAGUUAUGGCCCUGACAUGCUGAAGGAAGAAGUGGAACGCUAUAAGAAAUUUGCUGAGAGGUUGGAACCCUUCAUCACAGAUACUGUACACUUUAUGAAUGAUGCUAUAUCUCAGAAAAAGAAGAUUUUGGUUGAAGGUGGUCAGGCAACUAUGUUGGACAUAGAUUUUGGAACGUACCCUUUUGUGACAUCCUCCAGUCCAUCAGCCGGUGGAAUCUGCACAGGUCUUGGCAUUGCUCCCCGAGUGGUUGGUGAUCUCAUUGGUGUGGUUAAGGCAUACACUACUAGAGUCGGUUCUGGUCCUUUCCCAACAGAAAUCUUGGGUAAAGGUGGUGACCUCCUUCGAUUUGCCGGGCAGGAGUUUGGCACGACGACUGGUCGCCCCCGUCGUUGUGGCUGGCUAGACAUAGUUGCACUGAGAUUUUGCUGUCAGAUAAAUGGAUUUGCUUCUUUAAAUCUAACUAAGCUAGACGUGUUGUCAGAUCUUUCAGAAAUUGAGUUGGGUGUUUCCUACAGACAGCCAGACGGUACACCAAUUGAAUCAUUUCCUUCUGAUCUUCGUCUUCUUGACCAAAUCAAGGUUGAGUACGAAGUCUUGCCUGGGUGGCAGACUGAUAUUUCGUCCAUAAGAAAGUAUUCAGAAUUACCUAAGGCUGCACGCGAGUAUGUAGAAAGGAUAGAAGAACUUGUUGGAGUACCUAUCCAUUACAUUGGUGUUGGGCCUGGUCGUGACGCCCUCAUCUACAAGUGAUCUCAGGGAAUUUGGUCAUAUUGCCCUGAUCUUAUUCUUCAAAGUGCUGGUAGAAUUAAUGCCCUUUGUGUUGUUAAGCUAUUGGUAACCACAGUUAAAAAGUUGAUAAAAUGACCUCAGUGAUGUAUUUUUCAUCUCCAAAGCUAGAUUCCCCCCCCCCCCCCCCCCAAAAAAAUAAUGUAUCUGGUUUUCCUGAAGCAAAAUGCAGCUAAAAAUUUGCCACCUGCUUGCCUUGAGUUCACAUCUCCUGCAAUAAGAAGCUUUGGUUGCGUCACUAUCUUGGCUUCUAUCUCAAUUUGGUGAAAUGACUAAGUGCUUUGGAUGAUCCUCUUCUAUUUUAGUCUUCAGUUUACUCUCCUCUGAUUCCAGCAUUGUAACUUAUCGAAGUGAAAUUUUCACUUUGCUCUGUACUAUAGAUUUGCAGAGGGAUGUUUAAAAUGGCGCCUCAUUCGUCCACACAAAUGGUGUUUCAAUUCUCA